This is a messenger RNA of Alosa alosa (allis shad), 2551 nucleotides long. It is a transcript of the gene tmem165, whose product is annotated as transmembrane protein 165. Gene Ontology annotation, molecular function: calcium ion transmembrane transporter activity; manganese ion transmembrane transporter activity. Gene Ontology annotation, cellular component: Golgi apparatus. The transcript is spliced from 6 exons. NCBI's taxonomy places the organism in Eukaryota, Metazoa, Chordata, Actinopteri, Clupeiformes, Clupeidae. Gene Ontology annotation, biological process: Golgi calcium ion homeostasis; calcium ion transmembrane transport; Golgi calcium ion transport. The coding region runs from base 200 to 1102 and encodes 300 amino acids. The record is from RefSeq and is a predicted model, not a curated record.
GCCGCCCUCUCAUAGGGGUAGCAAGUUCGUGUCCAGGCCAAAACCUCUAUAGUAAACUUAGGGAAAUGGAGAACUAAUGGCGAAGUACCAUGUAGCUUGUUGACGAUCGUGAAUAAGUCGAAAGAACAACUACACUCAUUUAUGUGCGGGUGUUCUUUUCUUACACGGUUAUCUUUAGCACUGCUACGUUGUUUUGAAGAUGGCUCUUAGUGCCGCUGGUUGGCAUGGCGCGAUCAGUUUGAUCUGCGUCCUGCUGUCCCUCACAGUUGCGUUGUUUUCGGUCGGAGUUGUUGGGAUUCAAGAGGAGAAACCCGCACAGGAACAACUGCCUGUGGAGAAAGCUCCCACAGGCCGACCCAAUGGCCCAGUGGUCAGUCCCGACGACCCCAGCAAGGGGGAGCUGGGCUUCAUCCAUGCCUUUGUGGCGUCCAUCUCGGUCAUCAUCGUCUCCGAGCUGGGAGACAAGACCUUCUUCAUUGCCGCCAUCAUGGCCAUGCGCUAUAACCGCCUCACAGUCCUGGUGGGGGCCAUGUUGGCUCUGGGGCUCAUGACCUGUCUGUCAGUGCUGUUUGGCUAUGCCACCACUGUCAUCCCACGUAUCUACACCUACUACGUGUCGACGGCGCUCUUCGCCAUCUUCGGCGUGCGCAUGCUGCGCGAGGGCCUGCGCAUGAGCCCUGACGAGGGCCAGGAGGAGCUGGAGGAGGUGCAGGCCGAGAUCAAGAAAAAGGACGAGGAGCUGCAGCGCUCCAAGCUGGCCAACGGGGCCCCGGACGUGGAGACGGGCUCGACUGCCGCCCCCCAGAGGGGCUGGAGGAGCAUCAUCUCGCCCAUCUUUAUGCAGGCCUUCACCCUCACCUUCCUGGCCGAGUGGGGCGACCGCUCGCAGCUCACCACCAUCGUCCUGGCUGCCCGAGAGGAUCCUUUUGGAGUCGCAGUGGGCGGGACCCUGGGGCACUGCCUUUGCACAGGGCUGGCCGUGAUUGGUGGACGGAUGGUCGCUCAGAAAAUCUCCGUCAGGACUGUUACAAUCAUUGGAGGUAUCGUCUUCCUCGCCUUCGCCUUCUCGGCCCUCUUCAUAAGACCUGAUGCUGGGUUCUGAUUGGAGCGCGGGGUAGUGGGUUCCUCUUGUAAAUAACUGUUCGACUCAACAGCGUUCCUACGGAGAUGGGAUAUACUCCUGAACUGUGUGUGUGUAUGUGUUUUAAGUAUGACUGAACGUGUGGAAGGAUGUUUAGGAGUGUUAUUGUGUGUAUGUGUAAAGUGAGAUGUGUGUAUGUAUAAAGUGAGGUGUGAGUGUGUGUGUGUGUGAGUGUUUAAGCGUGUGUCUUAAUGAGCCGUGUGGCUCUGAAACUCUGAAUGCUACUGCCCACUUUGGCGGGCGCCCAACAGUACUCUACUCGGCAUCCUCUCUCCAGCCCCCAGCCUCCUUCUGCAUUCAGACUGCAGUCCUGUCUCCACAGAACGCAGUGGUUCUGACGUGAUCAUACAACAUCAGAACUAAUCGUAGUCUUUCAUUACAACCUCCAUCUCACCACCCUCCUCAACCACACACACACACACACACAACCCUCCGUCCCUAGUGACACUAUGUGAGCCCAGAGACUGAGCUGGAAGAACUCACUGCAGCCGUUACUGUUGACCUCCCUUUUGAAGUGUAUGAGCUCCAGUGUUCCUGUGGCUCUCUGGCCAAGCCCCCCUGGCCUGUGCUCUGGACACCACUUCUGAGCUACCUGCCAUUUUAAAACCCUACUCCGCCGCAGUAAUGCCUCCAGACCUGGUCGUGGUCGCCGUUGUCCUUGUGUCUCCAACAUGGCCGCCAAGUGCAGUCAAAACGUGUACACCCUUAACUCUGGCAAGACUGUAAUUACAUCGUCAGUUAUGUUUUUGUUUUUUAAAACGUGAUGGCUAGCUUGCACACAUAUUUAGCAUUUAGACUGCCUUGUUCUGGUCAACUCUGUCUACAUUCCUGUACUGUACAUACACAAGUAUGAUCCAGAGACACAUUCGGUUGAAAGUACUGUCGUGUGAAAAUACUUUCUGCCGGUUGUCAGAAUACUCCAAGCGGCUGGGGCUGGGGGGUGCAGUUGGGAGGCGAUGUUUUUUGGGCCAGUUCUUCAAUCAUGUCUUCUACAGACCUACUAUAUACACACGUACUGCCAGCGAAGCAAGAGGACAACCUAUGUUACGUUGAUACAUUAAAGAGUGGUUGGCGAACUGCGUCAACCAGUAAGUGAAAUACCAUAAACCCGUGAGUGAUUAUAUUUAUUUAUAUCCUCCCAUGAGCACAGAUGUGAUGAGAUUAAAAUCGUUUUGGAUGAAUGUGCCCUUUGAUUACUUUGGUCUGUGGUUUUUGUUAGUUUUUUUAUUUUACAGAAAGUACUGUAGAUAUUGGGAAGAGAUUACUUUUUUUCAGGACGAUUGGACAAACCAGUCAAUAUUUGACAGAGUGUGUCCCACUUUGAAGGUGACCGGUGUGCUUUUGAACAGAUUAAGUUUGAUUUAAAGACUCUGAGCCCCUGUAAAUAGUCAAUAAAACCUGUCAGUCUCA